AUGCCGGCGCGGCGCGGCCGUCCCCGCCGGGCUCCGAACCGCGGCGCUGCCGGGGAGGGCCGCGCCGAGGCCGCGUGGCGGGAGUUCGCCGCCUCCUUCGCGCGGGCCGGCGUGGCGCCGCCGGGCGGGGCGGGGCUCGCGGCCGUAGAGGCGGCGGAGGGCGCGGCCGUGCUGCUCCUGGGCCCGCAGCAGGCGCUGACGUUCAGCGGGAAGUGCCGCCUCACGUGUCUGUACGGCGCCGUGCGGGUGCUGGGCUUCGCCGUGGGUCCGCACCAGCCGCCGCUGCCGCUGCUGUCGCCGCCCACGCACUGCGCGCUGUCCCUGGAGGCGCUGCCCGCCGCCCGCGCUCCUUACGCCGACCCCCGGCAGCUCCGCGCCGCCGCCCGCCGCGCCCUGGGCGCGGGGCCGCCGCCGCCAUUUCGCGGGCCGCCGCCGCCAUUUCGCGCUCUCCUCCCCCCUUCCCCAGAGGCGCGGCUGAAGCUGAUGGCGCGGUUCUCCCCCGAGUGCGCCGUGGUGCUGCUGGAGCACCUGGACACGGCCGCGACGCGCUUCCUGCUCAGCCUGCCGCCGCUCUGCCGCCUCUUCGAGCCCCAGGUGAGCCGCGCCCCGCCGGGCGCCGCCGGCAGCCCGACCCCGCGCCGCCCCGACGGGGACGAGGACGAGCCCGACGUGACGGCCGAGGCGGCGGUGCUGGCGGCGGUGCUGGCGGCGGUGGGCAUCGUGCCCUGCGGCCCCGAGCGCGGCCUGCUGCUGUCCGACAGCACGCUGAGCGCCCUGCAGGAGUUGGUGCGGGUCUGCUGCGGGGAGGACGAAGGCGUUCCGGUCAUCAUGGUGUGCGGCCCAAAGAGCAUCGGCAAGUCCACGUUUAACAGAUACCUGAUCAACCUGCUGCUGAACCACCUUCCCUCCGUUGAGUACAUGGAAUGUGACAUAGGGCAGACUGAAUUCACGCCGCCCGGAUGCGUGUCUUUAAGUAACGUAACGGAGCCGUUUCUCGGUCCACCAUUCACGCACCAACGGACGCCGCGCAAGAUGGUGUACUAUGGGCAGACCAGCUGUGAGCAGGACACAGAGAGAUACGUCGAUGUGGUGAAGUACGUGUUCAGCUCCUACAGGAAGGAAGUACCUUUAGUCAUCAACACUAUGGGCUGGGUGAAAGGUGAGGGGUUGCUGCUUCUGACUGAUCUAAUCCGGCUGCUGUCGCCCACUCACGUGGUUCAGAUGGAUGUGUACGACUGGAAGGCCAUGGCUCCGCUCACCCCUGAGAACGUCCAUCUGGCUCCCGGGCUGUACACCAAGGGCAAGCAGCAAGCCAAGGGCAAGCAGAUGGACCUGAGUGCAGCAGAGAGCUGGAAGUGCUCUGAAGGGGAGGAAGAUGCAUCAGCUCCUGAGUAUAAACUGCUCUAUGUCCACCCUGAAUUCCCUCGAGCUGGGGCUGCAGGUGAAGCGCGAGUGCACAGCAGCAUCCUACGUGACAUGUCCAUACUGGGUUACUUGGGGCAGCUGCAGCCCCCAGAUGUGGCAUCCGUCCUUCCGCUGCACAGCCUCGUGCCAUAUCAGGUACCUUUUAAUGCUGUUGCACUCAGGGUUAUUCAUACCGAUGUUGCUCCUACCAACAUCAUGUAUGCAGUGAAUGCCAGCUGGGUUGGGCUCUGCAGGAUACCAGAUGAAAUCAGAUGCCAAACUGCCGGGCCAGUGCUGCUGACACAGACACCCAUCUGUGAUUGCCUUGGCUUCGGAAUUGUCCGAGGGGUCGACAUGGAGAAGCAUCUCUAUCACAUCCUGACCCCGGUGCCUCCUGAGAACCUCAGAGUAGUGAACUGCCUUCUGCUGGGAAACAUUGCUAUUCCAAACUGCAUUUUUGUGAGCCAGGAAGGAAUUGAGGGAGAGAUCCCUUACGUCACAUCUGAGUAUAACUACAGCAUUUUGGGGUCUGGGAAGCUGAGAAAGAAGAAGCAUUUCAAGAAGAGGGAAUGCACAUUCCAGUGUGAUUACACUUGAAGCCUUUGGACUUUGGACUGCAGGAUUUGUUUUGUAUGGCAGGAGGCCUGGGGUCCACAGCUGCAGGAGACCCCAAGCAAGCAGCUGAUCUGUAGAUACUAAAACAUCAUUUUUAACAGUAUUUUAUAUUUUCAGUAUGUAUUCUGGUGUUUUGUAAUAAAUAAGUUGAAAACGUUG
This is a messenger RNA of Phasianus colchicus (ring-necked pheasant), 2178 nucleotides long. The record is from RefSeq and is a predicted model, not a curated record. NCBI's taxonomy places the organism in Eukaryota, Metazoa, Chordata, Aves, Galliformes, Phasianidae.